AUGGCGAGCGACAGGUCCAUUCCCUCUCUCGUGCCGGAAACGUCUCAUUCUUCGGCGACAGGAUCUGACCCUCGCAGCCAUGACUACUCGCCCGACUGCCCCUUUUGCAUGAUAGCAGGGACCUACCAUCCCAUCUCGCCACUGGAGGCCUCGCCGCGUGCAGGAGCCGAACCUGCUGAGCCAGCUGAACCAGCCGAACCAGCCGAACCAGAUGCGGCUCCAGCUCUGGCUCUGGCGCCCGGCAAACUCGACCCGCCAUCGUUUGUGCUCUUCUCUUCCGAGCACGUUAUUGCAUUUCUGGACAUCAUGCCCUUGACUCGCGGCCACGUCCUUGUUGCGCCGCGGAAACAUCGCGUCAAAGUGGGCGACCUGAGUCCCGACGAGAUGGGCGAGAUCGGCCGCGUGCUGCCGCUGCUUGCACGCUCCGUCGUCCGAACCGUCAUGCCCGACAUCCCUCACAACCAGGCCGACUACAACAUUGUGCAGAACAACGGGCCUGGAGCGGCCCAGGUGGUGCCGCAUGUUCAUUUCCAUGUCGUGCCCCGGCCGCCGCUGAACUAUGUCCCACCUGACCCGUCGGCGUCGGCGUCGCCGUCGGCCUCAGUGUCGGCCCAACAAGGGCCGAGGAGGUAUCCUCCAAACCCUCAACCCAAGGGCCCCAAACGCACCGCCAUUCUCUAUGGCCGCGGGCCGCGUGAGGACCUGGAUUACGAGGACGCCGCAGUGCUGGUGGAGAGGAUGCGGCAGUGUGUGAGGCAGGAAUGGGAGACGACGUUCGGGUUUGGUCAGACGGCGGAUCUUACGACUGGGAGAGCUGGACAUCGAGGUGACAAGAGAGGCGCGUGGAAAGUUUGA
Messenger RNA from Capronia epimyces CBS 606.96, 855 nucleotides. RefSeq lists its product as uncharacterized. The transcript has a single exon. The record is from RefSeq and is a predicted model, not a curated record. The coding region runs from base 1 to 855 and encodes 284 amino acids. Gene Ontology annotation, molecular function: catalytic activity. NCBI's taxonomy places the organism in Eukaryota, Fungi, Ascomycota, Eurotiomycetes, Chaetothyriales, Herpotrichiellaceae. Gene Ontology annotation, biological process: nucleotide metabolic process.